This is a messenger RNA of Loa loa (African eye worm), 195 nucleotides long. RefSeq lists its product as hypothetical. The annotation marks the transcript as partial. The transcript has a single exon. NCBI's taxonomy places the organism in Eukaryota, Metazoa, Nematoda, Chromadorea, Rhabditida, Onchocercidae. The record is from RefSeq and is a predicted model, not a curated record.
GAUAAUCAUGCAUUCAGAAAAUUCCAAACAUUUUUCAAUGUUGUGAUAGAAUCGGGCAAAAAAUAUUGUCAUUUUGAAGGUGUGGAUGCGGAAAUAUCGAUGUUUCUUAAAGGCUCAUCUGGUCAUAAUAUUUUAGCUGCUAUAAAUAUAUUAGCCGAAGUAAAUCAAAACUGUGAAAAUAAAAUUGCAGCCUAA